GUCCUGCGGCUCUUCUCACGGGAGAAGCCACCAGCCCAGCCUCUCAAGAUGGCCUUCGUCCCUGCACCAGGCUACCAGCCCACCUACAAUCCCACGCUGCCCUACUACAAGCCCAUCCCAGGCGGUCUCCUCGGAAUGUCCGUUUACAUCCAAGGAGUGGCCAACGAGCACAUGAAGAGGUUCUUCGUGAACUUCGUGGUGGGGCAGGGCCCGGGGGCGGAUGUCGCCUUCCACUUCAAUCCUCGCUUCGAUGGCUGGGACAAGGUGGUCUUCAACUCGCAGCAGGACGGCAAGUGGGGCAACGAGGAGAAGAAGAGGAGCAUGCCCUUCCGCAAGGGCGCCGCCUUCGAGCUGGUCAUCAUGGUCCUGCCCGAGCACUACAAGGUGGUGGUAAACGGUGAUCCCUUCUAUGAGUUUGGGCACCGGAUCCCAGUCCAGUUGGUCACCCACCUGCAAGUGGAUGGGGACCUGACGCUUCAAUCAAUCAACUUCAUCGGAGGCCAGCCCGCCCCCAGCCCGGGACCCAUGCCUAAUCCGUACCCAGGUCCUGGAAAGCACAACCAACAGCCGUGUAACCUGCCAUGCAUGGAGGGAGCCCCAACCUUCAACCCGCCUGUGCCAUAUAAGGCGAGACUGCAAGGGGGCCUUGUGGCCCGAAGAACCAUCGUGAUCAAGGGCUAUGUGCCCCCCUCGGGCAAGAGCCUUGUCAUCAACUUCAAGGUGGGCUCCUCAGGGGACGUGGCGCACAUCAACCCCCGCCUGACCGAGGGCAUCGUGGUUCGGAACAGCUAUCUGAAUGGCAAGUGGGGAGCCGAGGAGAGGAAGAGCUCCUUCAACCCGUUUGCUCCCGGACAGUACUUCGAUCUGUCCAUUCGCUGUGGCUUGGAUCGCUUCAAGGUUUACGCCAAUGGCCAGCACCUCUUCGACUUCUCCCAUCGCCUCUCGAACUUCCAAGGGGUGGACACACUGGAGAUCCAGGGCGAUGUCACCUUGUCCUACGUCCAGAUCUGAUCUAUUCCUGGGGCCAUAACCCUUGGGCGCACAGAGGAAGAGCCUGUCGGACUCCCUUCUAAGCCUCUAAUAAAAUUAAUAAACUGCC
Sus scrofa (pig) is the source of this 1099-nucleotide messenger RNA. It is a transcript of the gene LGALS4, whose product is annotated as galectin 4. The record is from RefSeq and is marked provisional. Gene Ontology annotation, molecular function: carbohydrate binding. NCBI's taxonomy places the organism in Eukaryota, Metazoa, Chordata, Mammalia, Artiodactyla, Suidae.